Messenger RNA from Colletotrichum karsti, 5445 nucleotides. RefSeq lists its product as uncharacterized. Gene Ontology annotation, biological process: transmembrane transport. Gene Ontology annotation, cellular component: membrane. Gene Ontology annotation, molecular function: ATP binding; ATP hydrolysis activity; ABC-type transporter activity. NCBI's taxonomy places the organism in Eukaryota, Fungi, Ascomycota, Sordariomycetes, Glomerellales, Glomerellaceae. Bases 1 to 5445 code for a protein of 1814 amino acids. The record is from RefSeq and is a predicted model, not a curated record. The transcript has 18 exons.
AUGAAGACUUUCAGAAUCAUUAAGGCCGUGGGCUUGGUGUAUCUUGCAUCCAGCGUCACGCAACACUUUGUUUCUGCCGAAAUCACAGGCCUGGAUGCUACUCUACCAGGCUUUGAAUGGACGCCUCCCAAAUCACCCAGGAAGUUUGAGGGCCCUGACGUCGCCUGGUCUCGCCCCAUGGGUCUCAUUGAGCGCCCUGGUGAGAUUCCUGAUGACGAUGAAAUCUGGGUUUACUGCAACAGAUAUUCAUACGAUAUCGGUGAUACGGUUAAGCUGAAAGUUCACACAACGGCAGCCACAUACGACAUCGACAUCAUCCGAGACGGCAAUAAGCCGCGCACUGUUUACAGCAAGCAAAACCUCACCGGAGUUCAACAGGAGACUCCUGAGUAUGCUUUCGCCAGGGGCUGCAAUUGGAAAACGACUCUCAACAUCACGCUGGAUCGUACAUGGGAACCGGCAUUCUAUCUCGUCAUAGUGCGUAUACAGGAGGCUACAGGCCGCCCAAAAGAACGCGAAGGCUUCUUCAUCGUCAAAUCGUCUCAAAGACAUGGAAAAGAGAGUCAAAACACCACUGAGGAAGACAAUGCCGACUUGGUCUUGAUCCACACUACCUCGACACUGAACGCGUACAAUGACUGGGGUGGUGCGAACCACUACCGCGGGAUCCCUGACGGAUAUCUGAACGACAUUGCCAGCUACGUCGUUUCCACCCAACGCCCCAUCUCUCGCGGCCAUCUCAGGAUCCCAAGGAACGCCCCUCGGCAAUCGACAGGCGACUAUGCGUAUCAGGUCCCGCGGGGCUGGAGUCCUCGCUACAUGAACUACGAGUACGCUUGGUACUUCAGAUACUCCAGACACUACGCAGACGCAGGCUGGGCUUCAUACGAGCGACCCUUUACAGUCUGGGCCGAACGUGAGGGUUAUAGGGUGCAUCAUCUCACGCAGGCCGAUCUUCACGCCGAGCCCAACGCUCUCAACGGCUAUUCGACGGCAGUCAUUGUUGGCCACGACGAGUACUGGUCGUGGGAAAUGCGUGACACACUCGACAACUACGUCGACGCUGGAGGCAACCUGGCGCGCUUUGCUGGCGACUUCCUCUGGCAAGUCCGUCUCGACGACAAGCUCGAAGCGCAGUGGUGCUACAGGACCGUGGACGCCGAUCCCACUGCAAACCAGUCACGAGUGACGUCUUCUUGGGAUACCGUUGGCCGACCUGCUGCUUUGACGAUGGGGCUCACCGGUAUCACUGGCGUCUACGCUCGAUACGGUGUCGCGCCCCCGCGGUCUCACGGCGGCUUCCAGGUUUAUCGAGAUAAACACUGGGCUCUCAACGAGACCGAUUUGUACUAUGGUGAUGUCUUUGGGAUGAACCCGAUCAAUAUCUGCGCUUUCGAGGUGGAUGGCGUUGAUUACACCUUUCGCGGGGGUCUUCCGUUCCCCACCGGCACGGAUGCCGCUCCGCUGGACAUGGAUAUCAUCGCUAUGUGCCUUGCGGUUCGCGUUGAGGAAGACCGUUACGGCGGUAUGGAGCCCAUUGGUUCUGGAGCAUUAUCCGGUUCCGCACUUAAUUCCGAACCUCUGUAUGGAUCUGGUAUGGUCGUGAACUUCAAGCGCGGGAAAGGCGAGAUCUUCAACGCAGAGCAGUUGGCCGGCACUUUCAACAAAACAUUCCUCUGGUGGAUCAAUGCAAUCAUCAUCAAAGGAAAUAAGUUCAUACUGACAGAAGAUAAUCUUCCAUCUAUCGACCAGAAGCUCUCAUCGGAAUUGCUGCGUCGUCGAGCUCUGCAAGCAUGGGAUCAAAGACCCAAACCUGAGACGAGAACAACUUUGCCGAGUGCCUUAGCUCGAAGCCUCCUGUCCGCCUUUCUUGCCCCCGUUCUUCCUCGACUAGCCCUGAUCGCCUUUCGCUACGCCCAACCAGUUCUUAUCAGUACUGCGAUUCGCUACAUAGGCCAACCAUCCAUCGAAGUAUCGGCCUCGGGGCUUUCCAUCAUCGCACUAGCUGCAGUCGUGUACAUCGGCUUGGCUCUAUCCAGCGUUCUGUACUAUCAUCGUCUGAAUCGACUGAAGGUAAUGACAAGAGGCGCAGUUGUCGGUCUCAUCAACAACAAGCUGCUGAUGCAGCAUUCCACCGGAUAUGAUGACGCCCGGGCUGUGACUUUGAUGAGCACUGAUGCAGAGAAUGUCGGCCACAGCGGCCGAAUGUUCCAUGAGACCUGGGCACAGGUUGUAGAAGUUGUGAUUGGUACAGUUAUGCUGGCCCGACAGGUUGGAUGGGCUUGUGUAGUACCGUUUGUCAUGAUUUUCUUCUGCUCUCGAAUGAGCCGGUACCUGGCCAAGAACCUACAAUGGAAGCAGAAGGACUGGAACGAAGCCACUCAAAAACGCUUGGCGAUGACGGCCUCGAUGGUCUCUUCCAUGAAGAGCUUGAAGAUGCUUGGAGUCACAAACUACACGGAGUCUCUGGUUCGUGAUCUGAGAAUGAAGGAGCUAGACAUGGCCAAGCGAGUCCGGUGGAUGAUGGUUUUCUCCAACGCCAGUGCAAAUGCACUUGGGAUAUUCUCCCCAGUUCUUACCCUCGUCGUAUUCGUGGUGAUCGCCACAUUCAAUCACUCCCGGCUUGACACGGAGACCGCUUUCACGACUACUGCGUUGCUUGGACUCGUAACGCAUCCAGCAAACAUGAUUAUGUCGAUUAUACCACAGGCAAUUGGCUCUCUAGCCGCCUUCGAACGCAUCCAAGAGUAUCUCGUACAGCCGCCUCGUGUUGAUCAGAGAGUGGUCUUGAAGAAGACCCAGGAAGAGCCCACAGAAGCCACGCCGGCCCUUUGCCUUCAGGGCGUCACUAUUCAACAGAGCACAUCGGCAUCUCCAAUUCUAACCGACAUCAACUUGACUAUCCAAACAGGAUCAAUUGUGAUGUGUUCUGGCCCGGUGGGUAGCGGCAAAUCUAUCUUGGCCAAGACGUUGAUCGGCGAAUUCCGCGUGGCUUCCGGAACCGUGUCAGUCUCGUCAAAGCGUAUUGCUUACUGCGAUCAGUCGGCUUGGCUGCCCAGCGGAACGCUGCAGGAAGCCAUCUGCGGCUUCAUGCCGGAAGACACAGAUUGGUUCGACGAGGUCACUCGACUCUGCUGCCUCGACGAGGACCUCGCGGAGCUUCCCCUCGGAAGUCAAACACAAGUAGGAAGUCGUGGCUCAAAUCUCUCAGGAGGACAGCGACAACGCGUCGCGCUUGCGCGCGCGUUGUAUUCCCGCUGCGAAAUCGUGGUCUUGGAUGACACUUUCAGUGCUCUUGACGGCAAGACUGAGCAAAAGAUUGUGGCGAAUCUGUUUGGUUCAGAGGGCGUUUUCAGAAACGCCAAAUCAACCGUCUUCGUCAUUGCACGCUCCGCUCAAUUCUCCAAACUCGCCGACAGUUUGAUACUUCUUGAUGGCGGCUCGAUCACCUACCAGGGCACUUGGGAUGACCUAUCGAAAACGCCAGACAUUUCUCGCAAGUUCCAGGCGGAUAAAUCACAUGACACCGAUAUUGAGGACAAUGCAAAAGUAGACAAAACUGUGCAGAGCCAGAGCUUGAAGGUUGCAGAAGCCGUGUCAGAUCUUAGCAGGGCAACAGGAGACUUCUCACUCUACGGGUACUACAUGAAGGCUGUGAGCAUGCGCAACUUCAUGCUCCUUCUGGCCUGCACUGCAUCCUACUCAUUCUUCGUUACGUUCCCUCAAUACUGGCUUCAAAAGUGGACCGAGGCACCCGAGUCGAAAACAUGGUUCUUCGUUGGAGGCUAUCUCAUCUCGACAUUUCUGGCGUGGACUGCUACGAAUGGUUCCAUGUGGUCUACUUGGAUUCUCGUUGCGCCUCGCUCAGGAGCCGAACUCCAUCGCCGGCUUCUUUCAACUGUCAUUGGGGCACCUCUCUCAUUCUUCUCCAACACUGACACCGGUGUGAUACUCAAUCGAUUUAGCCAAGAUAUCCAGCUUGUUGACAGACAGCUUCCACCUGCAAUCUUAUCCAUCUCCAACCAGGUCUUCAAGCUCACCGUUCAGUUGGUAUUAUUGUUUAGUGCCCAGAAGCUGAUGACAAUGACUCUGCCUCUCUGUGUGGUGAUCGUCUACAUCGUGCAGAAAGCGUACCUGCGAACGUCAAGACAACUAAGAUUUCUGGAUCUCGAGUCUCGGUCAGCAGUCUAUUCUAGCUUCUUGGAAUCGGUCGAAGGCUUGGUGACCAUCCGAUCGUUCGGCUGGGAGAAACAGGCCGAAAAUGCCAACAUUAUGUGUCUAGACAGGUCUCAACAACCUUCUUACAUAUUAUUAUGCCUCCAGCAAUGGUUGUGUGUCGUCCUUGAUCUUAUGAUUGCCGCCUUGGCAACAGGUAUCAUUGGUCUAGCCGUGGUGGUGAAGGGAACGACGACGGCAGGGCAGAUUGGCAUGGCGCUGAACGUUGUUUUGGUCGCAAACUCAACUCUGCUGAGCCUCGUGUCUUCCUGGACAAACCUGGAGAUAUCUCUUGGCGCUAUGUAUGAGUUCCCGCUGCCCACCUUCCCGACCCUGCUAAUGCGAAGCAGAUCCCGUUUGAAGAGCUUGGAAAACGAUACUCCAAGAGAAGAACAGCCCAAGGAGGACUAUGAGCCCGAUCAUCCUUGGCCAUCUUCUGGAACUGUUGAGCUUAACAACGUCACGGCGGCAUACAAUGACGAAGCAGUGGCUCUACGAAACGUCUCUCUCAAAACCUUGGCAGGCCAGCAACUGAUCAUUUGCGGCCGCACAGGCAGCGGUAAAAGCACUGUUAUGUUGACGCUUCUGCGACUCCUGGAUCUCAAGUCUGGAACCAUCUCAGUCGACGGAGUCAACCUGGGCCUGGUGCCUCGCUCCCUUGUUAGACAGAAGUGCUUCAUUACAGUCAGCCAAGAUCCCUUCAUCUUUGGCCAAGCCAGCCUUCGCUUCAAUCUAGAUCCUUCGGAGUCUCUUUCAGACGAGGCCAUCAUCGAAGCCCUUCGGCGAACAGACCUUUGGUCGCAUUUCAAGUCAGGACGCUCCGAACUUUCUCCAGUCGAAGCCAGUCAGAUUUUGGACACCUCGAUUGCUUCACUGGCGCAAAUGUCAACCGGACAGACUCAGUUGUUUGCACUCACUCGAGCGCUUCUGAAGCUACAUCAACUGAGUACUAGAUCGAUCUCACCGGAGACCCCGUCAACUGGCAGACGAGCCAUGCCUGUUCUGCUGCUUGAUGAGGCCACGGCUUCACUCGACCCAGAGACCGAAUCUGUCAUGCAUAAAAUCAUACGCGACGAGUUCACGGACAAGGGUCACACGGUUAUCGCCAUCACCCAUAGGUUGAGUGGAGUGGCUGACAGUUUACGGCAACAAGAUGCAGUUGCAAUUUUGUCGCAAGGGAGAGUUGAGAAGGUCGGGCCUGUACAAGAUGUGCUGGGAAAGACGGGCUGA